Molecule: messenger RNA, 1240 nt
Organism: Phytophthora infestans T30-4
Lineage: Eukaryota; Oomycota; Peronosporomycetes; Peronosporales; Peronosporaceae
Exons: 3
Coding region: 77-1240 (387 amino acids)
Molecular function (GO): acid phosphatase activity; ferric iron binding; ferrous iron binding
Source: RefSeq, a predicted model, not a curated record
GGCAUUAGAGCUCCCGUCAGGAGGACAGGACAAACUCACAGCAACUACAACAGGACAGCGACAUCUCGGUGUCAAAAUGAUGUCCAAGAAAGCCCAGCUUGUCGGCGUGGUGCUGGUCCUCGCCAUCAUCGGCGCCAUUGUCGGCGUCAUGGUGGUGCGCAAGGCCAGCAGCUCUGCCAGCGAGUCAUCGGGGACUGCUUCCUCUGGCUCAGGUGCCGGUGUGUCUAGUAGCGACAACGACAGCACGACCACCGGCUCGACCGGUGGCAAAAGCUCCGUGUCGAAGAAGAAGAAGAAGACAACUUCGGGCUCCGGCUCAAGUACCGGCUCAAUUACAUCCGAUCCGACUUCCGCCAAAUACACUCUUUCGGCCUUUGCAAUUGGUGACUGGGGUACCACUGUCACGCAAGACUCGUGUUGUACACGUUCGUCGACCUACAACGACUAUGAUGUCAAUGCCGAGGACAUUGUGGCUAAUCUGAUGGACCAACAGGUCUCUGCUGCAUCGGCACCCCCUAAGUGUGUUCUCAGCCACGGUGACAACUUCUACUGGACAGGUAUCGACAGCGAAGGUAGUCGUGAUUCCCGUUUCACUGCCACUUUUGAAAAGAAAUACGGAGGUGACAAUAUCAAGAAUGUUCCAUGGGUCAACGUGCUGGGUAACCACGACUACGGUGGCGCCAGUUACAUCUGUGCGGAUGACAAGGGCCUCGCCGCAUGUUCCUCGGCUGAGGAGUUGGUUAAAGCACUGUCGAAUAAGUUCCAAUGGCAGUCGGACUACACGAGUCCGAACGACAACCGUUGGAUUCUGAAGGACCAUUUCUACGUGUACUCGAUUGAGGACAAGGACUCAGGUGUGAGCAUUGAUAUUUUCAAUGUGGACGCAGGUGAUGCCAGUACCCACGGAGCGCAACAGACGUGUUGCCAGUGCUAUGGCUACGCAGAAGGUAGCGACAAGAAAUGCAAGAAUGUCGCUCGUGGAGACAAACUCUGCAGCGGUGGCGACACUGAGAUGUUUGAUGCUUGCUUUGACAAGUUCGCCGAGUGGGGUGAUGACUCGCGUAAGCAGCUGGCCAAGGAGGUAGCAGCUUCGAAAGCCACGUGGAAGAUCCUGCAGUACCAUACGGCGGAUGAUUCGUGGACGUUCGCGGAGAGCUUCAAGUCGACGAAGGCUGGUGGUGUGGCGACCAAGCACUGCUGGUACAUCCCUCUUGAUGGUGGCGAAGGCAAAGAGUGUUAA